AUUCAGGGCUCAGAUCUAUUUUAGUGAAAAUGUCGACACAAGUGGAAAAUACCGGCGUUAAUCACGCUGUUGAAAGGCUGCUAGAACUCGCCGACCGAAUGAGGGAUGUUGAUUUUGGAUUUAACGACAAAGAUAUUAACAACAUAGAUAAAAUUAUAGAAGCCAUUCAUGAAUUGGAUGAAGCUAGAAGAAAAAUGCAUGAAAGAUUAGAAACUAAAACCAUACAUGCAAGUAUUCUGCGUCACAAACUUCAAUUCCUACCAGCCCAGAUUCGUGAUGAAAUCAAAGCUGCAGUUUCAUCUGCGCGGCAGUCAAAUGCAUCAGCACAGAAUGAAAUGCAAGAAAAAUUAGAAUUGAUACAGAAAAAUAUGUCAGAUCUUGAAGAUCAGCAGCAUGUGUUGGACAAAGAAAAUGCAAAACUACACCCUGAAAGAGAACUUAUUCGACAGAAACACGAAGAGAUUAUUUCACAGUUGAAUGAGAGGAUGGCAGAGAAAGCUAACAUGCAGAUUAUUCUGAAUGAAACAAGAGAUAAAGUUCGGCAGACCAACCAAAGUAUUGUGGACCUUGAAGAUGGAAUCCUCCAAUUAAAAGAAGACUUGAUUCAGGAAAGAACUGAAGCCAGACAGGAGAAAAAGAAACUCAAAAGAGCAGUGACUGACACAUCAGACAUGACUAAAGAACAGAAACAGAUCAAUGUCGAUAAGAAAAAGGAAUUAGAUGUAAUUCAUGAGAAAAUGAUGGAAAGUGAUGGCAAACUUGAUGCAUUGAGGACAAGUUUACGGAGAUAUGAAACGUCCAAAGCAAAACUGGAAGGCCAAGAACGACAGCUUAAUGCACAGUUAUCCAAGCAACUUAAACUCAAUGAAGAACUUAGGAGGAAAGGAACUGCCAUUAUCAACGAAGACAUGAAAUUGCAAAAAGAAUUUGAAGAUAGUGAAAAACAAUUGUUAAAGAAACUAAAAAGGCUGGAGACUGAAACAGAAAAAGAAAAUGACAAGAAUGCUGAACUAGAGGGAAGAAAGUUAGAGCUGAGAAUUGAUCUGGAAGAAAAGCAAAGAGUGCGAGAGGAUGAUGCCGUCAGAGUGAGGGAAUAUGAUGAAGAGCUGCAAGCAGAAAAGAGAGCCUUGGCAUUAAAGGCAGAAGAAAUGGGACGAAUGCAGUCAGAAAAUGUGGAAAUGGCAGAUCAGAUUGAGUCUCUGGCAGAAUCUCACAAAGCUGUGCUGGCACAAUUAAAUAAACAGAUUGAAGGUUUUCGAGAACAAUUAUCAAAGGAAAGAAAAGAAAGGUUAGAAGUUCAGGAGAGAAAGAAUUCUGUGCAGAAAGAUGUUGAGGACUACAAACUGGAAACCCAGAGAUUUUUGAAUGAAAUGAAUCAGAAAAUUCGAGAGGGAAAAGCAGAACAUAUGCAACUCACCAAUGAGGGGACUUCACUUCAGAAAGAACUGAAGGAAGAAGAGGAGGUGAUCAAGCAAUUAGACACAAACCUCAAAGAAGCUCAGACCAGAUACACAAAGAUGUAUGAGACAAUGCAGCAGAAAGUGGACAAAACAGAGCAUGAAAUCAACACUAUGGAGACACAGAUAGAGGAAAAGAAAAAGUUAAUAGAGGAGAGAACACCAUUGUUUGAGGAACUAGAGAGAGUGUUUGAAGAGAGAACUAAUGCUUAUAAUGCAACCAAAAGAAACAUAGCUAUAAUGAGACAGAAGAAAUCUGGUCUAGAAGAAAGCAUAAGAAAAACAAAAGAGGAGAAGGCAAAAAUGGACAUUCCAAAGAAACAAGUGAAGGAAGAUCUGAAACGUAAGAGAGAAGAAACAAUGUUCCAGCUGAAGCGACAGGGAGACGAUCGUCAGAAGUUAGAGCAGGAGAUCUAUAUGGCGGGUUGUAAACUACGAACCAUCAUGGAGGAAAAUCAGAAAUUAGAGGAAGGUUGUCAAAAACUGGCUGAAGAGAUAGAGGAACUGAGGAAACAGAUGGAAGAAAAUGCUGGUUUAAAAGUGAAGCUGGAAGAUGAACUGGAGGAAGUGAAAACUGGGCUCAUCAGAAGCUGGCAGAAUGAUGAAGAACUCAAUAAUCUGUUUACCAACAAAGACCAGAUAGUUGUGGACCAGUUUUCUGAACUUCUUCACCAGACAGAGGAACGAGAGGUUAGAAUCAACAAAAUAACCAAUCGUCUGAACGAGGAACUCAUGUAUCUGUCCAAGUUCUUGGAGAACCUGGCUACUCGACGUCCGCAACACACACCACCACCAAGCCGAAAAUCUGGAAGUCGUGCCUCCAGUAGACGGACAGAAGAUGGGCGCACCAGCAGAAUCAGCCAAUCAGCUCUUCACAGUAAACUCCAGGAUGUAGAUAAUACUAGUGCUGCACCAAGUCGACUCAGUACCAGGCCCCCAACAAGAGCUGACACUAAGAUGUCUAAGACUGUUACAAUCAUAGAUGAACCAGAAGUACAAGACUUGGAGUUUUGAUAUUAGCAUAUUAGUGUUGCUUUUAAUGAGGAAAAGUUUACCUGUACUCUGUGAUACUUUGAUGUUUGAUUUUUAUAUAAACAUUGUCACA
Molecule: messenger RNA, 2562 nt
Organism: Saccostrea echinata
Lineage: Eukaryota; Metazoa; Mollusca; Bivalvia; Ostreida; Ostreidae
Product: putative leucine-rich repeat-containing protein DDB_G0290503
Exons: 23
Coding region: 30-2471 (813 amino acids)
Source: RefSeq, a predicted model, not a curated record